Messenger RNA from Pieris rapae (cabbage white), 965 nucleotides. It is a transcript of the gene bisc, whose product is annotated as TM2 domain-containing protein CG10795. Lineage: Eukaryota; Metazoa; Arthropoda; Insecta; Lepidoptera; Pieridae. The transcript has 4 exons. The record is from RefSeq and is a predicted model, not a curated record. Bases 105 to 701 code for a protein of 198 amino acids.
UAAACCUUAACCUAUCAUUAAAUAGUUAUACAACAAUUAAAUACCAUUGUUCUUAAAAGUUACUAAUGAAAAGUGCAGUGCAUUAGAAUGAAAUAAAACAAAAUAUGCUUCGCUCGAUUUUGUUUAUUUUAUGGUGUUUCAGACUUACAUUUCUUGUAACAGCUUCAGAUGAAGUUAAAGGAGAUAAAAAUGUAGUUGUUGACUGUAGUACGCUACGUUUAGGGCAGUUUAUUUGCCCUGAUCCUACCUUUAACCACAUUGAUCCUGAUACUCAGCAACUUCGAGGUUGUACCAAAGGCACUGUCGUGCCUUCUGAAGGAGAAGCAGAUGUCCGAUGCAUCGCUGCUGAUGGAAUAAUUUGUAAUGAAACUAAUAAUUCAACAUUCACUCGAAAAAUGCCAUGUAAAUGGACGAAUGGAUAUUCUUUAGAAAUUGCCUUGUUGCUGUCUGUAUUUUUAGGGAUGUUUGGAUUGGACCGCUUUUAUUUAGGAUAUCCUGGCAUAGGACUGGCAAAACUGUGUACUCUUGGGUUCAUGUUUCUAGGUCAACUACUAGACAUUAUACUUAUAGCAGCACAGGUAGUUGGGCCAUCUGAUGGUUCUGCUUAUGUUAUACCCUACUAUGGAGCUGGUGUUAAUGUAAUAAGAAGUGAUAAUGAUACAUAUCUACUACCACAAACAGACUGGCACAAUAUUACUUGACAGUGGGGUAUAAUCUCUUUUGAGGUCGAUGAAGAGUAUGAUUGGACUUAACAGUGAAUAUUUCUUCACAUAAUAUUGUUAUAGUAGUGCUAUCUCAAAAAAGAUCUUCCUGUCCUUAGUAUUAAUUGCAUCUAAUAGUUUUAAAAUUAACAAUACAUAAAUGAUAAAUUGAAAACUCUUAAAACUUUGUAAUUUGUUCUAUAAUUCUAUACAGUUUUAACUUAAAUGUUAUUGUAUAAAGUGUAAAUAAAUCUUUACAUAAGU